Messenger RNA from Saccostrea cuccullata (small rock oyster), 1534 nucleotides. RefSeq lists its product as uncharacterized. The record is from RefSeq and is a predicted model, not a curated record. Bases 155 to 1270 code for a protein of 371 amino acids. NCBI's taxonomy places the organism in Eukaryota, Metazoa, Mollusca, Bivalvia, Ostreida, Ostreidae. The transcript has 3 exons.
CAGUAGACAAGAUGGCGGCGACAAUAAUCAUGUUCAAGUUCGAUCAGAGGAGCGAAGCUAUUUGUAUUUAUCGAACUUGUGUUUAAUUGCAAGGUGAAAGACUGGCUGUCUCUGCAUAUAUCACACUUUCCAUUUAUCUUGUAUUGGGUAAAUUAUGUCCAACGAUUCAAGGUCAAAUUCAGAAGACGACAAAAGUGCUAUCCAUAUCAUUGUAGAUGAUGACGCAAACAAUAGGGCCUCAUCAACGGAAGGGAGUAAUUACAAUUCUACCUCUCCCUUGGUUCUGCCCGGGCCCGGCUACCCAUGGGACAACAAGUGGACCCACGCUGCCACAAAAUCACUUCUUGAACUCUAUGUGAAAAAUGAAGAAAAAUUCAAAGAUCCACACACUAAGAAAAAACAAAUAUGGGGAGAAAUCUCCGAAAUUCUGCGUUCAAAGGGUUUUACUUUUGACGCUGAAAAAUGUGAACGAAAAUUUCUCAACCUCAAAACUGUUUACCGUAACAAUGUUCAGCAUAACUGUAUGACAGGAAAUUUUGACCGAAAGUGUUCAUUUUUCGACGAGUUAGACUCUAUAUUUCAUUUGAGUACCAAAUUGAAAUCCAACAAAAAGCCUGUCCCGAAGCUUCCAGAUGUUGUCGAACCGAAUAGAAUUCCAUUUCAAAAUCCAGCGAACGAAACAACAACACAUCCAAAAGUUGUCCCAGUUCCCGUGUUGUUGAUUCCAAGCGGCGGGAAAGCCCCAAUGGAAGCCGAGAAAUCCUUAAACCCUUCAACCCCAACUCAAACUUUAGCUUCACAACACACUCGUGUAAACAUCAAUGCAUCACCUACACAGUCAAGCAGCCAACCAAACCAAUCCUACACUAAUAUUGUCCCUCGAUAUCGUCAGCCCUCACCAUUACAACGAUUUCCUAAAACCUCAAACAAUCCCAUGCAAAGAAAUUUUCAGCCAGGAAAUGUAGAUCGCUCGCAGACUCUUCCUAUGAACCCUCCCUCGGGAACUGCCGUCAUAGACCUCUGUCAAGAAACAACAGACAAUCUAAAACGACGCUCUAGUGAAGUCGAGGCUCGAACAGAACCGGUGAAGAAGAGAAGAGCAAGUGAUCUACAGAGUCUUUUGGAAAGCUUUGAGAAUUACCGUCGAGAGCAGAGAGAGAGGGAAGAACAGAGGAUGCGACAGAUGAAGGAAAUGCAUGAGGAUGAAAUGAAAGUGACAAACCGGUUUCUGGACAUUAUCCAUCAGUAUGUUCAGAAUGGAAAUAACUGAUGAACGAUUCAUUCCGUUUGUUGUUGCACCCCCCCCCCCCCCAAAUAAAAGUAUUUUCCAUAAAAAAUGUUUUUUUUUCCUUAAUAUCUCUUGAAGUAGAAAAGAUACAUGUAGUAAGAAAUGAAUCCAAAGUACCAUUAUCUGGUUCAAACUCGGUAUGCAUAAAAAGAUUCAGUAACCUUACGCAAUUAAUAGGACAAUUAAUAGGACAAUCGGCUUGCGAUAAAUGAUUUUUAUCUUUCACUGCAUACAAUGCUAUUAUUU